This is a messenger RNA of Humulus lupulus (European hop), 2238 nucleotides long. RefSeq lists its product as uncharacterized. Lineage: Eukaryota; Viridiplantae; Streptophyta; Magnoliopsida; Rosales; Cannabaceae. Bases 1 to 2238 code for a protein of 745 amino acids. The record is from RefSeq and is a predicted model, not a curated record. The transcript has 5 exons.
AUGAAUAAGAGGGAUAAGCAGUGUGAUAUCUUGAGUCUCUUGAAGAUGAACAAAGUUGGGAUUGGUGCCUUAUUAGAGAAUAAAUUGAAGAAGGAUAAAGUUGAUGAUAUGAUGGCUAAAUUGUUCCUUGGCUGGGAUUAUUACUGCAGUAAUGUCACAGAAGGAAGAAUUUUAGUUAUUUGGCAGAAGUCUUUUAUCAAAGUUCAAGUCCUGAUGGAACACCAGCAGAUUGUUCACUAUUUGGUUAAAUUAACAGGUAUGCAUAUGGUUUUCUUGGUCACUUUUGUGUAUGGCCUAAACACCAUUGAUGAGAUAUUGGAGAUGUGGAAGGGUCUUUCUUAUACACCUUUACCUGUAAAGCCUUGGCUGAUUGUAGGAGACUUCAAUGCUGUUUUUAACUUUGAUGACAAAGCUGGUGGGAAGACAAUAAGUGAUGCUGAGCUUCUUGACUCUGCUGCCUGGCUAGCUCAAAUUCAGAUGGCUGCUCUCAAGAGCAUUGGCUCUAAAUAUACCUGGUCUAAUAAGCAGGAUGAAGGGGAUAGGGUAUACUCAAAGAUUGAUCAUGCUUUUACUAAUGAAGAUUGGGUGGAUGAAUUGCCUAACACUAUUGCUGAAUUCCAAUGGGAUGUUACCUCGGAUCACUGUUAUUGCCUAAUUAAAAGUCACAAACAUGGAAAUUUGGGCACAAAACCAUUAAGAUUUUUUAAUCUUUGGAUUGCUCACAGAGGGUUCAAGGAUGUUGUUAAGGGUAACUGGAACAAACCUAUGGCAGUGAGGGGAUUGCAGGGUAUGAUUAAGAAGCUGCUCCGGCUCAAGCAUGCUUUGAGAGCCUUCAACAGGGAUGAAAUUGGAGAUGUAGAGCAGGGAUAUCAUCAAGCUAAAGAAGCUUUUUUAUUCAACGUAGCAAAGGGAUUUAUGGGAAGCACCAGUUCAGCAACGAGUCCUAUUAAUUCUCAAUGCAUUGAUUUUGGUCCUUGUCUUGAUAUUGAGAUGCAGUUGAGACUUAUUAGGAAGUUUAGUAAAGCUGAUGUUAAAAAGGCUUUGUUUAGCAUUCCGGGCACAAAAAUUCCAGGCCCUGAUGGCUAUGGCUCUAAGUUUUACAAGGCAAUGUGGCAGGACAUAGGUGAUGAAAUCUCAGAGGCAAUUCUUGAGUUCUUUAACACUGGGAAGAUUCCUGCAGAGCUUAAUGAAACAGUGCUAGCUCUGGUGCCAAAAAUUUAUAUGCCUAGCAGUGCAGUUGACUACAGACCUAUUAAUUACAAUAGGAAGAAUACUUCCCCGAGGUGUGCUUUGAAGAUAGACUUAAGCAAAGCCUAUGAUACAGUUAAUUGGUGCUUUCUGGAGAGGCUGCUGGUCUGUCUGAGAUUUCCUACCAGGUUCAUUCAUUGGGUCAUGGUGUGUCUUCGUAGCACUUCUUAUGUUCUCAUGAUGAAUGGAAGAUUGCAAGGGGGUUUUCAGGGUGUUAAGGGUCUUCGCCAAGGAGACCCUAUCUCCCCAUUAUUGUUUGUACUGAUUAUGGAAUACCUCACUCAAUUGCUUCAGCUAGGGGCUCAGCAACAUGAUUUUAGGUUUCAUCCUUUGUGUAAAAGCCUCAAGAUCAUCAACCUCUGCUUUGCAGAUGGUCUAAUUAUUUUCUAUAAAGCUAACAGAGGCUCUGGUCAGUGUGUUAAAAAGAUAUUCGAUGACUUCUGCAGCAGUACAGGGUUGAAGGCUAACCUAAGCAAAUCGCAAGUGUACUUUGGAGGUGUUUUGAAUGCUAACAAGGUCAAUUUGCUUCAGGUAUUGCAGUUUGAAGAGGGAACAUUUCCUUUUAAAUACCUUGGGGUUCCUAUGAGGCCAAAAAAAUGGAAAGCGGCAGAUUGUGGAGUGAUUCUCAGAAAGAUUAAGCUAAGGCUUCACACUUGGGCAAGUAGGCAUCUCUCUUAUGCAGGGAGGUCCCAACUCAUACCUUCUGUCCUGUUGGGUUUGCGGAACUACUGGAUGAAUAUAUUCUUGCUCCCUCAAAGUAUUGUCAAAGAGGUUGACAGAUUAUGCAUGUGGUUCAUGUGGGGUAACAACGGUACCAGAAGUAACUUCCAUCUUACCUCCGGUCCAAAGUUUUCUUGCCAAAAGCUUUUGGGGGUUUGGGUUUUGGUGAAGGAGCUAAGUGGAACAAGGUUGUGCACUAGAUCCAAGCUUGGAUUGGCUGCAAUUGGUCUUUACGGUUCAGAGAUUGGACCCGUUGGAUUGAAGAUAUGA